ACCGCUCUCUCUCAGUCAGUCCGGUCUCAGUCCAGCAGCAGCAGCAGAUCAACAACACUCUCAUUUUUAAUUUACCUGCGGAUGGAUUUAAAUAAGCGAAUCAAGUGGAGCUGAGUAUUCACCUGUGGGGCUGGAGGGCAGAUUUACAUUACAUUUAACGGACUUUACCUGUCGGAUUCCAGCGUUUCAUUUAAUCUGACUUGGAUUAAGUGACCAGUUUGGCCGCUGUUUCAAUCUCAUUCAUUGUGGAUAAUGUGGAUAAAUCCAAUUUUAACGCCCUCUCGAACCUGAUUUAAACCACCGAAAGGAGAAUGUGGCUGCACAGCUCACAGGGAUAAAUUAUUCAGCUGUGGUGGAAGUGGGAUACCUGCUGGGCAGAGGAUGGCCUGCUGGAAGGAGGGCGCCACCCUCCUGCUGGUCCUGCUGGUCCUGCUGGACCCACGGCCGGUCGCCGGGCGAUCGUCUCGCCACCGCAGCUGGAAGCGCCAGACCCGAGAGCACCGUGAACGCCGGGCCACGCCACAGCAGAACAUCACGCUGGCCGUCAUCUUACCGGAGACCAACACGGAUUACCCAUGGGCCUGGCCUCGUGUUGGCCCCGCCCUGCACCGGGCCGUCAGAACCAUCAACGCCAACCCCACCCUGCUCCCCAACCACCACCUCACCUACGCCUUCAAGAACAGCGAGGACAAGGACCGCAUCUGCUCUGAGUCCAUCGCCCCGCUCGUGGCCGUGGACCUCAAGUUCGCCUACGACCCGUGGGCCUUCAUCGGGCCCGGCUGCUCCUACACCGCCUCCCCCGUCGGCCUCUUCACCACCCACUGGAACGUCCCCAUGGUGACAGCGGGCGCCCCUGCCGUGGCCUUUAACGGCAAGGUGUACCCGUCCCUCACCAACACCGGUCCCACCCACAAGAAGUUGGGGAAGUUUGCCCUACGGAUCUGCGAGCACUUCGGGUGGCAGGAGCAUGUGAUGCUCAUGUUCAACGACGACAAGGUGGACGAUCGGCCAUGUUACUUUGCCGUGGAGGGUUUGUACACGGAGCUGAGGAACGUCAACAUCACCCUUGUGGACCGGGUCUUCGAGGAGAACAAACCUGUCAACUACUCCCAGAUCCUGUCCGACAGCCAGAACGACGGCCGAGUGGUGUUUGUCUGCUGCUCCCCUGACGUCUUCAGAAAGUUGAUGGUUCACUUCCGGCAGGCGGAUCUCCCCCACGAGCAGUACGUCUUCUUCUACAUCGACGUGUUCGGAGACAGCCUGAACUCCAGGAACAGGCAGCCGUGGAAGCGAGGAGACGAAGACGACGAUGUCGCCAAGGAGGCUUUCCAGAGUGUGAAGAUCCUGACGUACCGAGAACCUCAGAACCCUGAGUACAAAGAGUUCGUCAACAACCUGAAGACGGACGCCAAGAAAAUGUUCAACUACACCGUCGAGGACACGCUGAUGAAUAUCAUUGCAGGAGGUUUCUACGAUGGUCUGAUGCUCUACACUCACACCCUGAACGAGACCAUGUCAGCGUACGGCAGUCGUCCUCCGGGCAAUGUCGUCACUACGAGGAUGUGGAAUCGAACCUUCCAUGGUGUGACAGGACUGGUCCACCUGGACGAGAACGGGGACAGAGAGACGGACUUUGCUCUAUGGGACAUCAUCGACACCAACACCAGCACCUUCCAGAUCGUUCUGGUUUACAACAGCUCAGAGGAGCAGCUGACGGCCAUACCUGGAACAACGCUGCACUGGCCGGGUGGAGUUCCUCCUGAUGUUCCCGUCUGCGGCUUCAAGAACGACAACCCCAUCUGCCUCGCAAAAACCAUCACCAUCCACCAGAUGGUUUCCAUCGUGGUCUUCUUCAUCUUCAUCAUGACCCUCACCAUCGCCGUCUUCAUCUACAGGAGGAUGAAGCUGGAGAAGGAGCUGGUGGCUCAGCUGUGGAGGAUUUCCUGGGACAACAUCCAGAUGAGCAACCUGAACAAAGUGCUGCGCAGCGGCAGCAGGAUCACACUGUCACUGAGAGGCUCUAACUACGGCUCCCUAAUGACCGGAGAUGGAAACCUGCAGGUUUUUGCAAAGACUGGAUACUACAAGGGGAACAUCAUCGCCAUCAAAUACACCAACAGGAAACGAAUCGAGCUGAACAGGAAGGUUCUGUUUGAACUGAAACAUAUGCGUGACGUUCAGAACGAACAUCUGACCAGGUUCAUCGGAGCGUGCAUCGACCCUCCCAACAUCUGUAUCAUCACAGAGUACUGUCCCAGAGGAAGUCUGCAGGACAUCCUGGAGAACGACAGCAUCACUCUGGACUGGAUGUUCAAAUAUUCUCUCAUCAACGACAUCGUUAAGGGCAUGGUCUUCCUCCACAACAGCGUCAUCUUCUCUCACGGUAAACUCAAGUCAUCCAAUUGUGUCGUCGACAACCGCUUCGUCCUGAAGAUCACCGACUACGGUUUGUCCAGCUUCCGAUCGGAGAGCGACUCAGGGAAAGAUGCUCACGCCUACUACGCCCAGAGGCUGUGGAUGGCUCCGGAGCUGCUCAGGAUGGAGUCUCCUACUCCUCAGGGAACUCAGAAAGGAGACGUCUACAGCUUUGGCAUCAUCCUCCAGGAGGUGGCGCUGCGCCGGGGAGCCUUUUACUUAGAGGGAGAUCCACUCAGCCCUAAAGAGAUCGUGGACCGGGUGGUUCUGGGUGAGUGGCCCUGCCUGAGGCCGACAGUCGACCCCCAGAGUCACAGUCCUGAGCUGGGUCAGCUGAUGCAGCGCUGCUGGGCUGAGGAACCCACCGAGAGACCGGAGUUCAACCACAUCCGACUGCUGCUGCGCAAACAGAACAAGGAGUCGAGGACCAACAUCCUGGACAACCUCCUGUCUCGGAUGGAGCAGUACGCCAACAACCUGGAGGAGCUGGUGGAGGAACGAACGCAGGCGUACCACGAGGAGAAACGCAAGGCGGAGGCCCUGCUCUACCAGAUACUACCACAUUCAGUAGCAGAGCAGUUGAAGCGUGGGGAGACGGUUCAGGCCGAGGCCUUCGACUCUGUCACCAUCUACUUCAGCGACAUCGUUGGAUUCACGGCCAUUUCUGCUGAGAGUACUCCGAUGGAGGUGGUGACUCUACUCAAUGACCUCUACACGUGUUUCGACGCCAUCAUCGACAACUUUGAUGUUUACAAGGUGGAGACCAUCGGCGACGCCUACAUGGUGGUGUCAGGGCUGCCGGUGAGGAACGGGAAGCUGCACGGCAGGGAGAUCGCCCGCAUGGCCCUCGCCUUGCUGGACGCCGUCCGGACCUUCAAGAUCCGCCACCGACCGGAGGAGCAGCUGAAGCUGAGGAUAGGGAUUCACAGCGGUCCGGUGUGUGCAGGUGUGGUGGGUUUGAAGAUGCCUCGUUACUGUUUGUUCGGUGACACCGUCAACACGUCGUCACGGAUGGAGUCCAGCGGAGAAGCGCUGAAGAUCCACGUGUCGGCGGCGACUCGUGACGUCCUGUUGGAGUUCAACUGCUUCCAGCUGGAGCUGAGAGGCGAGAUCGACGUCAAGGGCAAAGGAAAGAUGACCACCUAUUGGCUACUGGGAGAGAGCGACAGCCAAUGACGAAACACCACAAAUAGAGAGGAAGGGGAUGAACAAAGAAGGAGGGAAAGAGGAAAGGAAAGAGGAAGAUAGACAGGAUGAGAUGGAGGAGGUAGAGAAUGAAAGAAAAAGGUUUCUCCUCAGACAUGUCGGGUCCUGGUCUGGACUCAUCACCUCCGAGUUGUUUCUUAUCGCCGAACAAUCAGACCUGGAUGGUUUCAGACUCCAUAAGAUGGAGGAAAAGUAGCGGUACAUUCUCCAAAAAAUGAACUGUAAAAACUCAAAUGGACAUGUGUGCAACAAGGAAACAAAACUACAGGUGGGAACAGGAGGCAAAAGACAGAGGAAGCGACUGGUCUGUGACCUGCAGAACCAGGAAUCGAACUGUACAAAUGAAGGGCUGAAACAUGAUGGAAGACUCUUUAUACUCUGUGAUCCAGGUCUGGCACCUUUGGGCAGUUUCACAGCUGAUUUAAAUUCCCUCGCUCAGACGUUCAAGGCUAGAACUCCCUUGUUCCAGACAUUCAAACAGGUCUAGAAUGAGGUGUUAGCUCAGAGAAGCAGUUAGUCUUCACACAGUAAGUCGUCAUCCCUGAAGUCUUUUCUCUUGUUAAAUUCUUUAUACUCUUUAUCCCUUAACUGUAUAAUUUUAAUCAAUGAGCGAAGGAUGCAAACAUACGUCUGAUUGACUUCCCUAGCGCCAGGAAAGGUCAUCACACGGCCUCUUCCCUCAGCUUAGGACCAUUUCAGGGUCCAUCUCCUGAGAAACUAGAGUAAAAAUUUUAAAUUGAGGUGCAGCUGCUCAUGAGCUCUUUUGCAAAUAUACAUUCUCUGUAAAUAUACAAAAAUCUCUCUUAAUAAAAAAGUUGCAAAUACA
Molecule: messenger RNA, 4447 nt
Organism: Lates calcarifer (barramundi perch)
Lineage: Eukaryota; Metazoa; Chordata; Actinopteri; Centropomidae
Gene: npr1b
Product: natriuretic peptide receptor 1b
Exons: 22
Coding region: 382-3591 (1069 amino acids)
Biological process (GO): intracellular signal transduction; protein phosphorylation; receptor guanylyl cyclase signaling pathway
Cellular component (GO): membrane
Molecular function (GO): ATP binding; protein kinase activity; guanylate cyclase activity
Source: RefSeq, a predicted model, not a curated record